GAACCUUGGUCCUCCUUAUCUCUUCCCCACAAGUAGGCUUAUAAUUUUUAAGCAUUUUAAUUUUUAAUUGAUAAGGUCCUUUCCCCUCAUAUAGCAUAAUGCUGUUGUCACACUUAAUAAAAUUAAAAUUCCUUAAUAACAUGUAAUAUGGUCUGUGUGUAUGUGUGUGUGUGAAUUUUUCCAGUUGCCUCAAAAAUGUGUUUAGAGUUGGCAUGUGUGAAACAUGAUCCAAGCAAUGUCUACGCAUGAUAUUUGAUGGAUAUGUUCUUGAACCUUUAACAAGUUUCCUCUCCUUCUAUCUUUCCUCAUGCCUUUUAUUUAUUUGGAGAAAAAAAAUUGUCCUGUUUAUUUUCUUACUAUAUUGCAAAGUCCAUUGAGAUUACAAACAUUUUAGCACUAAAAAGUAUGCUUGGGACCCAUAGGCACUUACUAAUUUAUACUGAAUAAUGUUAAUAAUGCUCAAGAUCUGUGUUUUGUUCCUACAGGUUGAUCCAAAAGACUACAUGUUCAGUGGACUGAAGGAUGAAACAGCAGGUCGUUUACCUGGGAAAGUGGCAGGACAACAGUUUCUCAUUCAAGACUGUGAAAACUGUAACAUCUAUAUUUUUGAUCACUCUGCUACAGUUACCAUUGAUGACUGUACUAACUGCAUAAUUUUUCUGGGACCUGUAAAAGGCAGUGUGUUUUUCCGGAAUUGUAGAGAUUGCAAGUGCACAUUAGCCUGCCAGCAAUUUCGUGUGCGUGAUUGUAGAAAGCUGGAAGUCUUUUUGUGCUGUGCCACUCAACCCAUUAUUGAGUCUUCCACAAAUAUCAAGUUUGGCUGUUUUCAGUGGUACUACCCUGAAUUAGCUUUCCAGUUUAAAGAUGCAGGGCUGAGUAUUUUUAAUAACACAUGGAGUAACAUUCAUGACUUUACCCCUGUGUCAGGAGAGCUGAACUGGAGCCUUCUUCCAGAAAAUGCUGUGGUUCAGGACUAUGUCCCUAUACCUACUACUGAGGAGCUCAAAGCUGUCCGUGUUUCUACAGAAGCCAAUAGAAGCAUUGUUCCAAUAUCCCGGGGUCAGAGACAGAAGAGCAGUGAUGAGUCAUGCUUAGUGGUGCUAUUUGCUGGUGAUUAUACUAUUGCAAAUGCCAGGAAACUAAUCGACGAGAUGGUUGGUAAAGGCUUUUUCCUAGUUCAGACAAAGGAAGUAACUAUGAAAGCGGAGGAUGCUCAAAGAGUUUUUCGGGAAAAAGCACCUGAUUACCUUCCUCUUCUGAACAAAGGUCCUGUGAUUGCCUUGGAGUUUAAUGGAGAUGGUGCUGUAGAAGGAUGUCACCUAAUUAUAAAUGAGAUAUUCAAUGGGACAAAGAUGUUUGUAUCAGAAAGGAAGGAGACAGCAUCUGGAGAUGUAGACAGCUUCUACAACUUUGCUGAUAUACAGAUGGGAAUGUGAAGUACAAUGUGGGACCAAGGACUUGGUAUUAAGCCCUUUGCAACUUUUAUAUACAGAGUUUGAUAAUAGGCUUUUGUGUAUUAGUGAUUUUUACUAAUGCUGAAGUUGUUAAAGGGUAUUUUUAAUAACUCGUUGAAUACUACAUCAUUUAUUUGAGGUUCAAAAAUAGCUCAUUUAAGCUAAGUAGUAUUAAUCAGCUUAAAAACUAAUCCACUUCAGUAAUCUUGCAGUUUUAUUUCUCUUCAUAUGAUACUCCUAUUAGAAAAUAGAAGUGGCUACCAGUUCAUGAUUUUUAAUCCUAAUUCAAUAUUCUUUCAAAUCUCUUGCAUUGCUUAUUUCAUCUUUUUAAAAAUUUAGAGUGAUUUGUUACUAUUUAAUGAAUUAGAAUGAAAACUUACGCACUUUUUUCAUUUUUAUCUAUCCAUCCUGUUAAAUAAUUGUUUCCUAGUUGCAUUAUAUGGCUAAUGAGAUUUUGUACAUGGAAUUGACAUAAUACUUUGUAACUUGAAUUUUUUAAAGACAGAGACAUUGAAAGCUGGGUGCAAUGGUGCAUGCCUGUAGUCCUAACUACUUGGGAGGCUGAGGCAAGUGGAUCACUUGAGCCCAGGAGGUCAAGGCCAGCCUGGGCAACAUAGUAAGACCCCAUCUAAACAGAAAGAAACAGGCACUUGAUAACCAGGUUUGCAAAUAGCUCUACUGCUAUUGGCAUAGGUAUUUAAAGACUACUUCAUAAGUAGUAUGACUAUUGGAAUAAAUUCCAUACUGUUUAGUUUUUAAAUACGACUGCUAGAUGACUCUUCUGCUUCAUGGUAAGAAAAGUCCAGUCAGCAGAUUUUACAAAGGUGAUUAUUGUUUGAUCAGCUCUUGUGGGCUAUGAAGAGAAUUGGAACAAAACCUUGAGACUUUUAGGUAAGAAAUGCUUAGGCGUAAUGAUAAGCUAUCUAAGUUAUUUAAAAACUUGAUGCAUUGGAUUUUCAUUAGAUUUGCCAUUCAUGUCAAGUAAUAUUCGAGUAUGAUAAAAUCAUUUUGGUUGCUUCAAAGCAAUAUUUUUCAAAUCCACCUAAUCAUGAUAAUUUGUCAGAAGGCAGGAGAGAGCUACUUGUUCAAAAAUCCACGUUCCUGGACCUGGUCCUCAGAUGCACAGAUUCAGUCUUCAGGGGAAACUGUUUUAAGGGGAGUGUUGUGAUCUAAAGGAAUCAGUUCAGGUGUUGAUAGGUUGAUCUUGUGAGAAGGUACUGAACCUGCCAUUCAUAUCAUGUAUUGCAACUAAUAGGAAGACAGCUUCAUAGGCCUAUUUUUAAAAGGAAUCUGAAACUAUUUAAACUAAGACUGAAAAUGGCCACUUAUAAAAAUUCUUUUUAUGAUAAUUAGUAAAAAUGUAUUUUCAUGUUUAACAUGUUUUGGGGUAUUUUCAGCUUAACCUAUAACUACUACAUGGAUUGAAUUAUGUUAACAUGCAGAAAUAUUACAAAGACUUUUUACAUUAAAUUAAACAUAUUGAACAUCCACACUGUGCCUGGCCUUGUGCUAAACAUUAGAAUUACAUCAUUUCUUUUAUAAGAGCAUUCUGUCCUACAAAGUCAAUGUGAUUUCAUAAAGUGCAAAUAAAAAUUGCUGACAGGUUUAAUGUAAUUUCAGUCAUAAUAAUUACAAAUGAUCUUUGCAAAUAAUAGAAUAUGUUUAACUUAAAGUAAGUUAAACAUAUUCCUUCCUUAAUUAUAUUAUCAAACACCAUUAUUCACGGUUAAAAUAAUCACAACUUUUGUUUUUCAAAACUAAAACACAAUUUUAUGCUACGCUAUAAAUUGAGAUAUUUUAUCUAUGGUAUUUUAGCAAAAACUCAGGAAUAUAAUAUAUAAGGAAGAUGUCAAUUUAAAAUUUUUCACUAAAUUUGGUAUUUGUUAACCAAAGUCUAAAAUUUUCUAUUUUUCAGUUAGGUAAGAGCUUUUACCCAAGGUUAAUUGGUCUUUAAAGAUGGUCAUUUGGCUUGAAUGAAAAAUUUUAAAAAAUAAUAGCGCUGUGAUAGUUGUUUCUAAAAUUCUACAUGUUGAUAGUAAUCAGAAUGUACAUUUCAUUUCUAAGUAGCUUUUGAAAUCAUGAAAAAUUAUUAGCAGUGAAUACUAAGUAAUUUUAUUAGGUUAAAAUGUUUAAACAUCAUACUAGUUUAUUUCUUACAUUAAUAGUACUGCUUUUUUGUUAUGCGUCCAUAUACUCAUGUGUAGCUUUUAUAUGUAAU
This is a messenger RNA of Castor canadensis (American beaver), 3672 nucleotides long. The record is from RefSeq and is a predicted model, not a curated record. NCBI's taxonomy places the organism in Eukaryota, Metazoa, Chordata, Mammalia, Rodentia, Castoridae.